Scylla paramamosain (green mud crab) is the source of this 1341-nucleotide messenger RNA. RefSeq lists its product as uncharacterized. The coding region runs from base 1 to 1341 and encodes 446 amino acids. The record is from RefSeq and is a predicted model, not a curated record. The transcript is spliced from 4 exons. NCBI's taxonomy places the organism in Eukaryota, Metazoa, Arthropoda, Malacostraca, Decapoda, Portunidae.
AUGGAGGUGGACGACCCUGAAAGGUCACCGCCUCUUCUGGAGCAGCAGUGCAGAGAGACUGUAACCAAGGUGGAGGUGACGCAGGGGCUUGUCGAGCGUCUGCUGCAGGGGCUCGAUGUACAAAAAGCUACCGGUCCCGACAACAUCAGCCCGCACGUUUUGAAACAAUGUGCCCGCAAGCUUGCUGUACCCCCUCACCACAGUCUUCUCUGCCUGCUUACGGGAAAAUACCUGGCCCUUAGUGUGGAAAGAGGACCGGGUAGUUCCCGUACACAAGAGGAGCUCCAGUUUGGGUUCAGACCUGGGCCGUCCACCUCCGAUCUCCUCAUGCUCCUCACCGGGCGCUGGCAGGACGCCCUUGACGGCGGCCUCGACUCUGUUGUGGUGGCCCUGGAUAUAGCGGGCGCAUUCGACAGGGUCUGGCAUGGGGGCCUUCUGGAAAAGCUGAGGGCAAAGGGGAUCCAGGGUGACCUCCUUCAGCUCCUUGGCGACUACCUCCAAGGAAGGACCCUCCAGGUCGUUGUCAAUGGGCAAGCGUCCGAGUCCCUCCCGGUGAGAGCGUCAGUGCCACAGGACUCAGUGCUGGGGCCAGUCCUGUGGAACAUCUACGUGGACGAUCUUCUCCGACAGCUGCCGGCGGUCUCAGCUUAUGCUGACGAUUGCACUCUCUCCUGUACCUAUCCUCGACACGAAAGUGUGCGUGCUGCUGAAGAGAUCAAUCAGCAGCUUGGGGUAAUACAGGAGUGGGGGACGCGCUGGCAGGUGACCUUUGCUCCGGAGAAGACACAGGCAAUGGUAGUUUCUCGAUCCCCCGCUGCCGAGCCAGCAGUGGAGGGAGGGCUAAGCUUUGGUGGCCUUCCUCUCGAACUCCAGGAGUACGUCAAGAUUCUUGGGGUGGAGGUGGAUCGAGGGCUGCGGUUUGACCGCCACGUCAAACACAUUGCCCUUAAGGCCUCACACCGACUCGACGGCAUCCAGCGACGGGCGCUGCGACUGGUGGAAGCAGCAGGUGCUCCAGCCCAUCCUGAGACUCCCGUCGACACGUUAGAACACCGCAGGGACGUGGCAGCCCUUGUGGUGUUCCACAAGGCACAAGUGCAGGGUGUGCCACAUCUGGCGGGACUACGGCUGCCCACCAGAGUCACCUCACGGGACACGAGAACGGUGUCAUCCAGUGGUGACUCAGUGAAAGUGCCGCGUUCCCUCUCCAGCCAACACCAGCGCACCUUUUGGGGGCGAGUCUCCAGACUGUGGAACGGGAGGCUGUUCCAAAGUGUGGGCCCAGCCACCAGCAUGGAGCGCGCCCUUGUACAAGUGUUAUGUAUUGGCAUAUAUAGUUGA